AGCUCCAGUUUUUACUACUGUGCUACCUCCCCCCCGAUGAACAAAGACCAACUCGACCUGUCGGGCCUCGCGUACUAUUUAUAAGUUAGCAAGUCACUUUCCGUAGCCCCCGCCCCGGCUCUUUUAGUUUGCCUUGCCCGUGUCGUGCCUGCUUGCUGUGUUUGUUUUCCAAAAUUUGGGUGGAGCAGGCUUCAGUUUGUCUUCUUACUGUACCUGUUCAAGAUCGUCCCGGGAAAAAGUAGAUCUUCAACACCUUCAACCGGAACAACAGAAAAUGUCCAAACCCGGCUUCUCGCGAAAGCCAUCACAAAUGACGAAGGCGAAAGGCAGCUUGGCGCCGCGGCCGUUCCCGUGGGUGCUCAUGGUUGCGACUCAAUGGGACGCAUUCUGGCCUACGCUUCUAUUUUCUAAGCAGUGCGGGGGAGCUACCCCCUCCCACCUUCAUGUGUACGGCUACGUCUGGCCGACUGACAAACCCGACCGAGCGAAGGGCGUUGGUAUGUCGUCGCCGAGGGGGGGGUGCUCAAAAUGGAAGAAAUGUAAGUAUUUUCCAAGGCCAUCGCGGCUCUGCUUUUGAAUUUGAUAGGCUUGUGGCCUAUGAUUGCGGCCACAUGUAGACAGACACAUAAGUUCCGCUAUGUUAACAUGUGAUGGCGCAAACCAUGAAAGCAACGAACACACUGACGCGCACGCGCAUUUUCAUCAACACCCCCCUCUUGGGCAAUGCAUAUUCGGCUUGCCGAGUCGCGGUCGGAUCAGCAAGGUGCGGCGUAGCGUCGGAUCGUUGCAUGGCAGAUGGAACGCUACCGAAACGACGUUCGCCCAGCCCGUGCCCGAAUCAGCCUCCGACGUGUGCAUUGUUGCGAUGGGCGAAGAGUCCUCAGCAACAAGGCGGGAGGUGCAGGCCCUGCUCUAUUCACUUGGCGUACAGCAGCGAAAUCAGAGUGCCCCGAUUGCGUUGCAUGUCGCGAUACUAAUCGCAAAUGUGCCUGGGUCUGCAAGGUUAUCAAGCCGAUGCACGACUGAUAAAAUCACGCCUAAAGUACGCAGCCUGGCAAGCAUGACAGAUUUUUUAACAGUCGUGUGGUGCGUAACACGAACGAGAAACUGUGUUAAUUCCGGAACAGGACGUAAUUCCGCAACAGUACGCAUUAAUUGGAGGUGGUUUAGCAUUACUUUUACAAAGCUUGCAUUCUUUCCCGACCCAGACAUGAUAUUUGCACUCGAUACGUGACGGACAAGAACCUCGAUGCGAUCGUACGUCAGUCCGCUGCGCUGCACGGUCUGCAAGUGGAGACCGUACUCGUCGAAGGCAAAGUUCUGGAAGGAAUCGAAAACCACAUCAAAAGCAUGCAUGUAAACCCCGAGCACGAGACUGGAAUUGGUGGCUUCACAAAAUUGUUCUUGUUCGAACUUUUUCCGAGUGUCGCGCGUUGCGUCGUCCUUGACACCGAUGUCGUGGUAAGUGCGCCCCUCGUGGAGUUGCUGAGCGCCUGGGACAAUGAGUCGCUGGUCCUUGGCACGUGGCGUCCCACCCAUCAACUCGGCGACAAGAUUAAUACCGGGGUGAUGGUUCAAAACUUCAGACAAAUGCGGCAGAAGGGGCCGGCGGGGAAGACUUGGUUGGAAUCAAUGAUGGGGGCAGCUCAGCUUGCGAAAAAGCUCUCACUGCCGGACCACCACAAACAAACUGGCCUCCUGGAGCCACCUUUUCCGGAUCAGUUCGUGCUCCACCUGGUGCUGCUGGUCUACUCCGGCGAAGGCUACGAGGCUGAGAAGCCUACUGAAAUUUUUCCGAAGGGCCUGCAAGUGCUCGACGUCAGUUGGAACAACGAGAUGUGCGGGGGAUUUUCCGGCAUGUGCGAGACAGAAGGGAUUGGGAAAGUGCUUCGUCUAGCGCAUUUCAACUGCGGGCGCACCUUGUCGCAGCCUUGGUGGAACAGCACUGGCUUCCUCGGAAACGGGAAGUGGAAGACUUGCAUGCACAGGCUGAUACCUUUUUUGGGUUCGGCGAUUGAGUUUGCAGAGGGAGAGUUGCCGACAGCGUCGUGAAACUGGUUCGCGAGGUGUCGAAACAGCCAAAACGAUUAAGGACACGAAAACUGCACUUCAUGUAGCAAGUUUGUUUUCUUCUCUAGCAAGGGCGACCCCAUCAUAGCAGUGCGCAGCGUUUUUUAUAGUUUCAAUACGUAAUCGGCACUGGCGCAGCUGCUACGUAGGGGUAUGCAUAACUAACAGCGCAAAGCUAAUUGUUAUUGUUUUUUCUAUUUUUAACAUUAGCCGUUUUAUCCUAGCCUUAGCCAUACCUAUUUCGAUAACUGCGAGACCAUCACGAUUAGGAAAAUUUGCGCAGGGUGCAUGAUUUCUAUUCCAACAUUUUUUUUUUCUGAACCUCGCAUUUACUUACUAAUUUGGCAUUCCCCUAUCACAUUACGGAUUUCUCCCCCCGUCCGUCCUCGUGGCCCUUCCGCUCUGCCUGUGGCUCCCUCUGGAGCAGCUUCGGAGUGGUUGGACUAGAGCAUCAAUUUGAUGCUCUCUACCUUCGCUACUCCUGCUGCGCACCCACUAACAUUGCAGGUAGAUUACAAAAAGGUCUGGAAGGGUGCAAGAGACAACACUCAAACUUCAUCUCGUACUUGCUUUUAACAAUUCUUCAAUGCUUUCACCGCGGCAUUUAUUGGAUCCCAAGAAAUACGCAACUGAAAUGAAAAUAGAAAAAGCGCAAGUAAAAAAUAAUAUAGCUGUACCCCAGUUUUUACAAUCGGUUUCAUCUGUUUCAGCACUGCUUCAAUUUUAUAUCCCUGCUCCACUACUAGUUUCCGAAGAACGGAGGUGGUUGUUGCAACAUAAGACAAGCUCGAUGGAACAACAACAUCUCGACUAGAAGAGGUAGUAGAAAACGACUUCUUUACAUCAAAUCAACCACAGGCUUGUGCGUGCGCUAAAUCUACAGCUUCAUGCACUAGCGGAAGUUGUAAAGGAUGAACAUACAAUUACAAUUACAACGCGGUGCCCAACCAGGCAUCAACAGUAUGAGACUUUCGUCCACGUGGCCGGGAAAUCGUGCGCUUCAAGAAACCUCAGGAUCGCGCAAUGCAUGUGGCUAAACCAUAAACCCUAGUUUUUAUCUCUAUAGUACUCGGUCGUGGUGUUUUCCCUCGUCGUCCUGACGUGCUGCCCAUACAAAACCUGUUUAGAGCAAGACAGUCAGACUGGAAUUAGGGAGGAAAAGUUCCUCCUUGUGACGUUAAAGCAAGUGCCUUCCAAUGUUUUUCGUCUCUUUGAAAUAGAUCGCAGUCGC
Messenger RNA from Amoebophrya sp. A120, 3301 nucleotides. The record is from the annotation of a GenBank genome assembly. NCBI's taxonomy places the organism in Eukaryota, Dinophyceae, Syndiniales, Amoebophryaceae.